This is a messenger RNA of Colletotrichum karsti, 2040 nucleotides long. Its product is annotated as major facilitator superfamily transporter. NCBI's taxonomy places the organism in Eukaryota, Fungi, Ascomycota, Sordariomycetes, Glomerellales, Glomerellaceae. The transcript has 6 exons. Bases 1 to 2040 code for a protein of 679 amino acids. The record is from RefSeq and is a predicted model, not a curated record. Gene Ontology annotation, molecular function: acyltransferase activity, transferring groups other than amino-acyl groups; transmembrane transporter activity. Gene Ontology annotation, biological process: transmembrane transport.
AUGUCGUCACAUUCAGAGCACACUUUGUCAGAAGUCCCAACACGAGUGGAUGAGCUGCCCCCGGAUCUCUUAGCGCUGAGGACUUCCAACGCUGAGAAGGGUGUCAACAUUCUUGCGCAAACUCCAAGUCGGCCAUUUUCUUAUCGUGAAGAUGAGACGGUGUACGCCAAGUUCACGCCCAAGCGCAAAGCGCUCAUCACAGCCAUCGUGUCUUUCGGUGGCCUUGGAAUCAACUUGGCGGCCCUGUUGGUGUUGUCAGCCCUGCCUGAAGUGGCUACGGCUUUCAACACAACAGGAACCGUCAUCAACUAUUCCAACGCCCUUUUCCUGUUGAUCAUGGGUAUCGGUGUCCUGUUCUGGGGUCCAUUGAGUCAAGUCUAUGGCAGAAAAUGGGUUUUCGUCUCUUCGACGGUGUUGUUCUGCGCCUUUUCUCUCGCGACAGCAGUAUCACCCAAUCUGGCCGCCUUCUUCAUCUUCAGGUCCAUCACCGCAUUCGGAGGCACCUGCUUUCUUGUUGUCGGCUCAAGUUGUCUCAGCGAUGUAUAUCGGCCGACUGAGCGUGGUACAGCUCUGGGCUGGUUCCUUGGAGGCACUCUGAUCGGACCUGCCUUUGGGCCGUUCCUUGGAGGCGUCAUCGUCACGUACUCGACGUGGGAGUCGCUCUUCUGGUUUCAAGGUGCUCUCGGAGGUGUUGCCAUGAUUUUGGCCAUCGCAUUUCUGCCAGAGACGAGUCACGGCAAAUGGUCCGAGGAACUGGAGGGACUUUCAGCCAAGGAGAAGGUCGCCCAGGUCUGGGAAUGGACCAACCCGUUUAGGGUGAUUUCGCUAUUCCGAUACCCCAAGAUUCUCAUCGUGCUGGGCAGUGGCAAGUUUCGACAUGGCGCAGACAGCGCGAUGUUCAACGCGGGCAUCGCGGCGUCUUCGAUCAUGUGGAACAUGCAAGUUCUUCUCACCCCCGUCCGCUACGUCAUCAACCCGAGGUUCAACCUCACGAGCCCCUUGCAAUCCGGAUUCUUCUUCCUCGCACCCGGCACGGGCUAUCUCAUCGGGACUUUCUUUGGCGGUCCUUUUGCCGACCAUACGGUCAAGAAGUGGAUUAAGAAGCGGGGCAAGCGAGUACCGGAAGAUCGCUUGCGGAGUGCGUUUAUCGCCAUGGGACUCGUGAUUCCCGGAAGUGCGAUCAUCUAUGGAUGGGCUAUCGACAAGGCCAAGGGCGGAAUCCCUCUGCCUGUCAUCAUGAUGUUCACUCAGGGUCUCGCUCAGAUGAUAUGUUUCCCUUGCUUGAACAGUUACUGCUUGGACGUCUUCCGAGACAGAGCGUCAGAAGUUAUGGCUAGCAACUACUUCAUUCGAUACACGGUGGCUGCCAUCGCGACGGCAGUCUGCCUUCCCGGAGUGCAGGGCAUUGGCGUUGGCUGGUUCUCCACACGCAUCAAAACUCAUAAGAUCCUCAGCGCGUUCUCAACAUCAGCCCCGAACACGAUGGCGAAGUCGGUAGAGAGCCAACAGGACGGUCGUCCGAGCAUCAACAUUCGGCCGGCAACUCUAGACGAUACCCAAGCCAUCGCAGAACUCGGCUGCCACGUCUUCUCCGUCACAUUCGGCCACUCGGUAGAGCCUCAUGAGCUCAAGGCGUUCCUGGAUGAAUCAUACUCUCUCGAGGCCGUCGCCAAAGAUCUAAGCGACCCGAACAAGGACACUAUUCUCGCGACCGACUUAGAAGGCGACAUUCUCGGCUUCGCGAUGCUCACACGCGGCUCGACGGAGCCCUGCGUAGCGGACCUGGAGGCUACUGUCGAGCUGCAGCGGAUAUACCUGUAUCCUAAAGCCCACGGCACAGGCACCGCCAAAGCACUCGCGGACAGGCUGGAGGAUAUGGCCAGGGAGCAGGGAUUCAAGAAUAUCUGGCUUGGGGUGUGGGAAGAGAACUUCCGCGCCCGCAAAGCCUAUGAGAAAUGGGGAUACAAACGAGUCGGCACUCAUGACUUCGUUGUUGGCUCAGUCGUUCAGACGGAUGAUAUUUUGACAAAACAGCUCUAG